Quercus lobata is the source of this 1204-nucleotide messenger RNA. RefSeq names its product lipid-binding serum glycoprotein family protein. The coding region runs from base 128 to 1006 and encodes 292 amino acids. The record is from RefSeq and is a predicted model, not a curated record. The transcript has 6 exons. Lineage: Eukaryota; Viridiplantae; Streptophyta; Magnoliopsida; Fagales; Fagaceae. Gene Ontology annotation, molecular function: protein binding.
AAAACACAAGCCACACCAACACAACUCACGUCAGAAAACCUGCGCUUCCACUCUGUCUCUUGCCUUCCCUUUGCAUACUCUCAGCUGAAUACUCAAAAGCUUUUUGCCUAUUUCUCUCAGAAUUCUAAUGACAGAUAACAUAGACGAUGACACUAUAACAUUAGUUGAUAAUUCAGUUGAAAAGCUUCCUGAUCAUCUCCUGAUAGAAAUUUUCAUUCGAGUUCCUAUCUCAGAUUGGGCACAAAUAUCUUGUGUGAAAAAGCAAUGGGCUAAUCUGUUUCGUGGAGAAUGCUUGUGGCAAGCUGCUCUAAUCAAGACUUAUCCAUUGGCUGGCCAAGCUAAAAGGUGGCCUGGACCUAUCCCUCGAGGGUUGAGCAGAAGGAGAUUCACAGCUUUAUACAUUAGUAAACACAGCUUUGCUCUUGAUGGUGACAUAGAUGAGCUUGUUGGACACACUUAUUUGUUUUUGAAAGAGCAACUUGAACUUUCCUCAAUGGCACCUCCGUCGGCAAUCCUUCAUGGAACCAUAAUUGGUCCUUGCUUCUGCCUUCCACUCAUUUGCCGUGAUGUACUUGUAUUGUCAAUGUCCAAAUUUAUGAAGUUUAUUGCUUUGUAUCUCCGUCUCUUAUCAAGCCCAUCAUCCUUGAAUGUUCCAUGUAGUGAUAAUGUCUGUUUUAACAAAGACAAUUUGGACCAAAUCUAUCAAUUUAUUGCUUGUGGGAAAUCAAAUGACAGGGCCCAUGAGCUUGCUUCGCAAAUCUGGCUUGCUGUUCUUGACAGUUUGGAUGAAAACGAGAACACAUUUUGCUUGCUUAAAAGUUUUGCACAAGAGGAUGAUGUUUUUCUCCCAUACCCUUACUCAAGAUCAACCAAAGUCCAAUGGAGGGUGUUUGAAAAGCUCUUCACCGAUUUCCGAGACUGCUUUAGUCAUGUAGAUUACUAUGAUGUAUUGGCAUGUGCCAAGAACAAGUUUCAGCCUAUACCAUCUGCUUGGUUAGGUUACUAGCCCACUUCAAGUGCAUAUUCCUGGAUCACGCACAUAAUUGUACGUAUGAAUGUAACUCUUGCUUAUCCCUAUACAAUGAAUGUAUAGAGAAAAGAGAAACUGUAUAUCGGUUGCAGUUGCUACUUUUUUUGGUUAACAGACUCGAAAUGUAUUAAACACAAACAAGUUUAGCCUAUCAAAGGAUAUUAAAUUCUCCGA